Mya arenaria is the source of this 2308-nucleotide messenger RNA. RefSeq lists its product as uncharacterized. The record is from RefSeq and is a predicted model, not a curated record. The transcript has 9 exons. Lineage: Eukaryota; Metazoa; Mollusca; Bivalvia; Myida; Myidae. Bases 135 to 1172 code for a protein of 345 amino acids.
UUGUUAGAUCGAAACUGGUACUCAGCCAUGAUAGUAUAAAACAGUCAGUAAACAACUGAACAGAGCCUGUGCAUUGAAUGACAUUUAUGGUUUGAAGUGAAUAUAAGGUUUCAGCAGUUUUUUAUACUGCGAAAAUGUCGAUAAUCCUUAAUCUCGUUAUUCUUGCCAUGGUCGUUCAUGUUUCUCAAGCCGCCUCACUUAAGUUUGAAAGGGAAUUAAUUCAGGCUACGACGGAUACUCAAGAUCUUGGUUUCAUAUGUAAGAACAAGGAAUGUAAGGAAUGCUUGAAAUUCACCACGACAGACACGAUGUGCAUUGUGGCAACUGUGAGAUUUGGUCAUGCCGGGAAAAUACGGUUAAGGAUGACUUUGAAUACCAAAUUGUUGGUAGAAGGCGAUAUUACAGGACCUGCUGCUCGGUCGUUUUGUUCUCGUAAUGUUCCCAUUAUAAAUAUAGAGGAAAUAUGUCUAAUCCCGAAAGAUGUGGACAUGGCAAAACUGCACUCUUGCCUCGAUCUUUCCGUGAAGUAUAAAGGAAAGACGUACACCAAUUCUAUUGGCUGUUUCACCAUUCUGGGUAUGUUGGUUCAAGAUCGCAUCGGCACUGCUUUUGUUUCAGCUGGUGAAGACGGUAUUCCCAUCAAUGAUAGUAGAACAUAUGGCUUUGAUGAUUCCCCUGAAGUCGUGUACGAUGAUAUUGACGGGAGCGCCAUUUGUCACAAGGGCAUAUGCAAGAUUUGUAAAACUUACACACAUUGUAAAGCGUAUGUAAUUGCAAAGGCCGUACACAACGCGAUGGAAGUAAAGCUGGUUGCGGGCAGACAUGAAGUUGUAAAAGGAAAGAUUACAAACAAUACGGAUGUCUCCUUCUGUAUUCAUCACGUCAGGAAGCACACUGACAUCAAAUCUGUCUGUAUUGUUGCCAGGAACAUCAGUAUGAAAAAUCUGUCAGCCUGCGUCAACAUCACAGCUCAGGUAAAACAGAGCAUAUUCAACGAGUCAUUUGGUUGUUUCAAAAUACCAAACAAAGCUGACGUAAUGCAGCCGUUAGUCUCUCUCGACUCUGAGGACAUCGAUGUGGUAGCGGAUUAUCCUGACUCUGAGGACAUCGAUGUGGUAGCGGAUUCGUUCGGCCCUGACGGCGAUGAUGCCGAGUCUGAUACUCUCGAGUAAGACGUGUUCAGUCCAUUUGGAGUAGAGGACAAUUAUCCUUCAACAAGGCCUCAGAAAGCGAUGCUGACCUUGUUGAAAAGUCUGCAAGAAACAACGGCAAUGUAACGAGGACGAAUUGGUUUUUGAACUCGAUACUUUCUUUGUAUGUUGUGCUUUCCAAAAUUGGAGUCGUCUGCAUGCAAUCUUUCUGAGAGUCAAUGAAAAUUUUCGUGAUGUGAUUCCAUGAUACUGAGCCCCGAGACUAAUGUGUGUAUAUUUUUGUUGUAUUUUGUGCUUCCUAUUCAACAAUGUAGUCGCCUGCUACCAAUCACUCUGAUAGUUAAUGAAAGUUUACGUUAAGCGCCCAGUUUGGUAUUAUUCAAUCAUACCGAGACUCGAGAGUGCUGUGUGUAUACUUAUGUCAUAUGAUGUGCUUUUCCUAUAAGACAUUUUCAAAAGUAUGUUUUGCUUUCAAUCACUAUGCCAGUAUAUCUAUGUGCACCUAAUAUGGUUCGGUAAAUGUACUUUAUUUGCUUUACAUGUAGCAAUUAUACGAUUAUUUUGAGUGUACAGAUAUAUUGCCUGAACUGUUACGUCUGUUGCUUUAGCUAUAGUUUAUAUUUUGUUGUGUGAUAUUUCAUAUAUAAUGUUUGAUAAACGGGAUAACCGGUAAUAAACGGUAAGUUGUUAAUUUCCAAUUAUAUAUUUAUUUAAAUUUAUAAAAUAUUUCUUUCUUUUUUAACAUUUUUUGACAUAAUUUACUGAAGUCCACAAUGUUCUGUUUUGAUCAAGGCAAGUACAUGUAACAACAAAGGAAUUUAAAAGUAGUUAUGAAAGUUGAUAUUUUCACACCUUAUUUUGCAGUGAAAAUAUCAAAUUGAUAUUUUCACUGUUGUUAUUUCACUGUUAAAACCCCAUAUUUCAUCGUAAAGCAUGAACGAAAUAUAUCAUCCUUUAACUCAUCUACUUAUUGAGCCUAUUCACUUUACACGCUUAAAUGGACCUCCACUAAAUAAAGAUGAUACCGCACGAAAUGCAAUUGAAAUGUUUGUGUUUUAGAACGCUUUAUCAUGAAAACCGGGAUAAAUCAUGAAAACCGGGAAAAUAUAGAUUGGCUUAAUAGAGGCUGACUAACAAGAUUUCUAAAAAUAAUGUUA